Molecule: messenger RNA, 5828 nt
Organism: Oncorhynchus kisutch (coho salmon)
Lineage: Eukaryota; Metazoa; Chordata; Actinopteri; Salmoniformes; Salmonidae
Product: ras association domain-containing protein 8
Exons: 6
Coding region: 480-1871 (463 amino acids)
Biological process (GO): signal transduction
Source: RefSeq, a predicted model, not a curated record
AGUAAUGAAAUAGGCAGAGGGCGAUUUUCCGCAGCGUGUUGGUCCGACCCCAAGGGCUAGCGCAGAGACCGCGCAGCGAAAAACUUUCAGCCAUGGAUAUUUCAAUGCACCUCAUUUUCUUUUGAUGCCGUUCUCUUUGCUAUGGACCGUAUCACUUUGUCGCAGUUCAUAUAAGUGAUUUAUAGGCUUCCCCCGAGAAAAUGUCACCUUUGCAGAUUCCAUUACUCAACAGCAUCUAUUUUUCCUAAACUUCAGUCGGGCUACAGAAGAGUGGGGGCACUUCUGUUGUUUUUUCGGCACCAAGUCUACAACACGAAGGUCCUUCCUGGUUUGCUCUGUGCUCUUCCUCCUCAGGGAGUUUGUGGCCAGAGGUGCUGCAGCUGGAGCCACCCUGCACUGCUGGAGCUUCCAGGAAUGACGGGGCCAACCCAUCGCAGCCGGCCCCCUCGCAGCACCUGACCUGACUCACCUGACCCAUCAUGGAGCUCAAGGUCUGGGUCGAUGGGGUCCAGAGGGUUGUUUGUGGGGUCACAGAGGCAACCACCUGCCAGGAAGUGGUCAUCGCUCUUGCUCAAGCCAUAGGCCGAACUGGGCGCUAUACACUGGUGGAGAAAUGGCGGGACACAGAGCGCCACCUGGCCCCCCACGAGAGCCCAGUGGCAUCCCUCAACACCUGGGGCCAGUAUGCCGGUGACGUCCAGCUGAUCCUGCAUCGCACGGGCCCCUCCCUGACCGAACGGCCCCCCUCCGAGGGUCCCUUGCUCCGGGGUCCGGAACGCGGCCCACACCGGCAGAGCCUCCCCCCGCUCGCCAAGCUCCGCCAUCCCAGUGAGCACGCCCUCCAUCGCCGCGAGCCGCGCCGCAAGUCCCUCACCUUCACCGGCGGGCCCCGGGGCCUCCGGGACAUCCUGAGUGGAGGCCGGGUGGGGGAGGGGAGGGAGUUUGAGGCCAAACGACGUCUCCUAUUCCAGGGGAAUGGUGGUAACCAGAACCACCACCACCAUGCAGCAGCGGCAGCCACAGCGGUAGCCCCAGGAGGAGCAGUGUCCCCCGGCAUGUGGGCCUGCCGCAUGGAGGACCUGGUCAGACUGGUGGGGCUCCAGAGAGAGACUCUGGCCGUGCUGGAGAAGAGGCUGGAGGCCUACGAGGCUGAACUGCAGACCUGGGGGGGACGAAGGGGAGAGGAGGCUAGAGGAGCAGGGGGGCUGAUGGAGGAGAUAGUGAGGCUGGAGAGACGACUGAGGAAGAACGAAGUGGAGAUGGAGGAAGAGGAGUUCUGGGCCAGCGAGCUGCAGAUUGAGCUGGAGAGUGAGAGGCAGCUGGAGGACAGGCUUGAGGAGCUGAGAGGGCGUCUUCAGUGUGCUCAGGUCGAGCUGGGGGACAGGAUGGCUCUGGUACAGGGUGUAGAGGCCGGUCUGGAGGAGGAGCGUCUGCAGAGGGAGAGACAGGAGACUCAAAGGGUGAGCGAGGUGGAGGCCAAGGCGCAGGUACUCAGAGCCCGCACGGAGCUCAAGGCCCAGGACAGACAGUCUGUCCAGCUGGAGAGCAGCUGCAGAGCCGUGGACAGGUCCCUCGGCCUGAGUGGCAAGAGACUGCAGGACAUGCAGCAUGAGCUGGAGCAGCUGACCAAGGAGCUGAGACAGGUCAACCUGCAGCAGUUUAUCCAGCAGACUGGCACCAAGGUCACCGUGCUGCCAGCCGAGCCCAGUGAGGAAGAGGAGGAGACUACCCACACCGGACAGGGCACAGACUUGGUUCCUCUGUCUGGUUCCCUGAAGCGUCCCGUCUCCUUUCACCCGAUGCCUGGUCACCUUCGGGUCCUGCACAGUCCGCUGACAUCUGGCCUAAACCCAGAAGGGAUCUACGUGUAAGAGAAAAGAGGGCACACUUGUGGUGGCUUUGUUCCUCUGCUAGAUGGACACCUGAAAACACCCUAAAGGCAACCUGGUUCCACUAAGACCUGAUCCCAGAUCUGUGUGUGCUUUAGCCAACUCCUCAACACCCAGUCACUCCUAGUCAAAUAAGUUGGCUAAAUACAGAUCUAGGACCAGUGCUAAAGGAUUCCCUGUGAUGUGACAUCCAAGUACAGGUUACCUCAGUAGCACUCUCCGGUCCAUUCUCUGUUCUGUUACCUACAUAUCAUGGAGAACAGGAACACUUAAAGAGAUCAUAUUGUUAUAGGCCGUUGUGUACAAGCACUCCAAGUCUCCGACAUGGGCCAACAUAUGACGAUGAUAGCUCCAAUGAUGAAGGAAAAACUAUUGGUAACAUAUCUGACUGCAGGGCGCUUGAAUGGACAGACAGAGAUAGUUGAAAUAGACAAUAUAGCAACAGACAUGAGCACCGUGUGUCAUAGCCCGAAUGGUUUUCUGUCUAUUUAAACCUUGGAACUAAAAGUGAUGCGUCAUUAUCAUCAUCAGCGUCAUCGUAGUUUACAUCCCUUGAAGGUGUAUGCAAUUACUUUAUUUUCAUUUUAAUAAAUAAAGAAGUUUUUAAACGUUAAUAUUUUAUCCAUUAUAUCAAGAUACAGUAAAGAGGUUCGAUACUAUUUUUUAUGAAUGUUUGCAUUUUGGAAAAUAUCGCUCCAAACUGAAAAACUUGCUGUUGAAAUCUGUGAACUAUACACUACCAGUCCAAAGUUUGGACACACCUACUCAUUCAAGGGCUUUUCUUUAUUUGGACUAUUUUCUACAUUGUAAAAUAAUAGUGAAGCUAUGAAAUAACACACAUGGAAUCAUGUAGUAACCAAAAAAGUGUUAAACAAAUCGAAAAUACAUUUUAUAUUUGAUAUUCUUCAAAGUUGCCACCCUUUGCCUUAAUGACAGCUUUGCACACUCUUGGCAUUCUCUCAACCAGCUUCACCUGGAAUGCUUUUCCAACAGUCUUGAAGGAGUUCCCACAUAUGCCGAGCACUUUUUGGCUGCUUUUCCUUCACUCUGUGGUCCAACUCAUCCCAAACCAUCUCAAAUGGGUUGAGGUCGGGUGAUUGUGGAGGCCAGAUCAUCUGAUGCAGCACUCCAUCACUCUCCUUCUUUGUAAUAUAGUCCUUACCCAGCCUGGAGGUGUGUUGGGUCAUUGUCCUGUUGAAAAACGAAUUAUAGUCCCACUAAGCACAAACCAGAUGGGAUGGCAUAUCGCUGCAGAAUGCUAUGGUAGCCAUGCUGGUUAAGUGUGCCUUGAAUUCUAAAUAAAUCACUGACAGUGUCACUAGUAAAGCACCCCCACACCAUCACACCUUCAUUGUGGGAACUACACAUGCAGAGAUCAUCAAGCAAAUCUAUUCUUCUUAUUGGUGUCCUUUAGUAGUGGUUUCUGCCAUGAAGGCCUGAUUCACGCAGUCUCCUAUGAACAGUUGAUGUUGAGAUGUGUCUGUAACUUGAACUCGGUGAAGCAUUUAUUUUGGCUUAAAUUUCUGAGGCUGGUAACUCUAAUGAAUUUGUCCUCUGCAGCAGAGGUAACUCUGGUGGUCCUCAUUAGAGACAGUUUCAUCAUAGCACUUAGUGGUUUUUGCGACUGCACUUGAAGAAACUUUCAAAGUUCUUGAAGUUUUCCGGAUUGACCUACAUUUAUGUCUUAAAGUAAUAAUGGACUUUCAUUACUCUUUGCUUAUUUGAGCUGUUCUUGCCAUAAUAUGGAAUUGUUCUUUUACCAAAUAGGGCCAUCUUCUGUAUACCAUCCCUACUUUGUCACAAUACAACUGAUUGGCUCAAAGGCAUUCAGAAGGAAAGAAAUUCCACAAAUGAGCUUUUAACAAGGCACACCUGUUGUGUGAAAUGCAUUCCAGGUGACUACCUCAUGCAGCUGGUUGAGAGAGUGCCAAGAGUGUGCAAAGUUGUCAUCAAGGCAAAGGGUGGCUACUUUGAAGAAUCUCAAAUAUAACAUGUAUUUUGAUUUGUUUAACACUUUUUUGGUUACUACAUGAUUCCAUAUGUGUUAUUUCAUAGUAUUGAUGUCUUCACUAUUAUUCUACAAUGUACAAAUAGUACAAAUACAGAAAAAUCCUUGAAUGAGUAGGUGUGUCCAAACUUUUGACUGAUACUGUAAAUUUGAAGAGUUUAGUGAUUCUGUGGUAAAUAAUUGUAUUUUAUCCAGUGUAUUAAUUGAUGUAUGGACUGCGUUGAGUCCUGGAUGAGAUGUCUAUACAGUGGCCCUAUGGGGCAAAGUAACUUUUAAAGGAUGUCUGUUUCUGAAGCAUUUAUGCUCACAUCAACCAACAGGCAGACUGUUUCUGCUCUGCUCUGUUCUGAUUCUCAUUAUACACUAUGCACAGUUAUACAACCAAUGGUUCAAGGCUUUGUUACUGAAGAAAGGGGUAGAUGGUAGCCUAUGAACUGUCCAAAAGUGCUGAUAUGUCACUUAUUGUUACGAUAUGUGAAAUGUCAACGGAUAUAAUCACUUAUUGAAAUAUUAGAAUACUGUAGAUAGUAUGAAGUUCGGUCACCAUUCACAUGUAUUUCCAAUUGCUGAGGAAGAAGCAGAACUGUGUAUGUACACUUAUGCAGUAUUGUUAAUGUAACAGUAUGAAAUGAACCGACAGCGUUAGUUUUCUCCUUUAUCUUGUGUUGAAAAUAUGUAUUACUUUGCCAAAAUGUUUAAUCUUAUUCAUCUGUAAAGAAAUGGGACCAAAGAUUAGAGGUCUUAUUGCAUGUGUUUGUUUUUUCCAAGUAGCCAUAUCUGAAUACUUAUUCAAACCUAAGGGCUCCAUUUCAUCAACAGGGCUGAAGACCUGUGCUACAGGACGAUAGCAAUUUAUAAGCAAUGUUCCUGCAUUCGCGGGGAUUGCCUUCAUGGUAAACGCUGCAUAUGUCGUCUCAAUGGGAAAUGACCUUUACAUUUCAAUCAUGCUACAGGGCAGAUCUUCAGCGCUACGGAUUAAAUCCAGCCCUAAGUAACACUAAAACAACUUCUGUUAGAUCCUAAGAGGGAGUGGUUUGGCUCAAUUGACAGAUAUGGAAAACUAGACUUGUCCCAGGGCCUGUAUUCAUAAAGUGUCUUAGAGUACAAGUGCUGAUCUAAGAUCGGUUUUAUCUUUUAUAGCAAAAUGAAUAUGAUUAUGUGGACAGAGGGGACCUGAUCCUAGAUCAGCACCCAUACUCUGAGAAGCUUUGUGGAUAAUGACCAAGAUCCGUUUUUCAUGUCUUGCCAAUUCCUUGGCGUGACAAUGACUAGAGGAGUUGCCAAAGCAGCACAAACUGAUCUGGAACCAGGCUAAUGUAACACUAUAGCACUGACUAAAACCUGAUAAAACGAGUUGAUCAAAUGGACACAUUUUAAUGUGAUGUAUGCAACAGUUGCCCUCAUUGUACCGAACACCUCUUAUUGGUUUUGAUAAACUAAUGGUUCUGUGCUACUCAGCUUUUAAUAAGUUCUUAACAAGUGCCUUAUACUCAUACUUAUUUCUGCAUAUACUGUAUACGACUAAUGUCAAGCUUUACCGGGGAUUAUUCCAACAAUGACCCUGCUCUGUUCUAGGCUGGUCUCAGAUGUGUUUGUAGUCUUGCCAAUUCCUAUACUCAUUGUUAUGCCAGUGACCAAUAGGAGUUGGCAAUACAGCACAAACACAUCUGUGACCAGGCUAGCUCUGUUCAUUGUGCGGGUAAGAUGUUUAUUGGAAAAAUAGGUAGUUAAGAAACCACUUGUAUGUUUCCAUAGGUUGUUUCGGUCAGUGUUUAACAUUUGUGUCCUGUGCUCUCCCAUGUUAAGAAAUCAACUGUACAUACAUGUUUUAUUUUUCUGCCUUAAUUCACAGCAAAUUGUUCAGAGAUGUAUGGCUACUGGCUGCUGAUAUGACAUGGAUUGCAUUAUUAUAAUAAAACAAUGUGACAAAC